UAAAAGACCUUGUUUUUAUGCUCAGUUUUCAAACAGCCAUCUAGAUCAUUACCAUGUUUCUAAUUUAAUCGAAUACACUCUUCAGUAUAACGACUUAAAACAUGUUGUGUUUUAAGGCUACACAAUGUUGCCUUGCGUUUAUAAGCAACAGGCCUAUAACGGGCGCCUAACAAGAUACAGUUAUGGGAGGCUUCUGACUUUGGGUCACACUGUUCUCUUGAGGGACACAGUCAUUGACUUUGGAUCUUUAUGUGUAUGCCAAAAGAAAUCUUCAUUUUAACUAUCCUAAAAUACACACCAAUUACAGACACACGGGUUAGCAAACUCAACAGUGAGGGAAAAGUGGCUCUGAAAGCAUCCAAUCACAGCAAAGCCAUUGCCAGCGGAGGAAGAUGUUGAUGGUAAUUGAACAUCAAAGGUUAUUGUCUCUUGGAUGUUUGCUGUUUACUUUCAGCUACUCUCUCAUUACGCCAGUUUAGCCUACAUCUUAAACGAUACACAGUCACAAUGAUCUACGUAUGUUCUUUUAACCAAGGUCACUGCUGCAAGUCUAACUGGGGAUCCAGAUGAUUGUGUUUACAAGCAGAUGUGCACGUAGAAAACGUAUAAAUCCAGUAAUAAUGUAUCCAGUCGUUAAAAGCUUCUGCGCUCUGUUUUGGGAUGUUUUAAUACGCAACCAUGUCUACAUUUAACUUACUUCGAAUAGACCUAAUAAUGAAUCGUCAUCAUCAAAAAAAAAAGUAUUUACUCAUCUCAGCUUUGUAAUCACGCGUCACUUUCCUUUUCGGAUGCUUAUAAACAACUCUUUGCGACAACAGAGCCAGUUGAUAAGAAGCUGGAGGUCAGGUGAUUGAGAUUCCCAAAGCGCGAUUAAAGGGAAGCGACUUCUUGUUGCUGAAGGGACAUUCAGUCGACAUCUCAGCUUCUGCGAAGUUUUCCAGAAAGCACCAACGAUGUGGACAUCGCCGUCAGUAUCCCUGCUCCUGUUCGUCUCAUUCUUCCAUGGAUGCAGGAAUUUUGUGUGCCCGAGGAUCUGCCGUUGUUUCUCCAAUGCAAUCAGGUGCAACAAUAUAACACAAGGGUCAGCUCCAGUGAUGGACCACAGGGAUAGAAGAUUGUUUCUUUAUCAUCUGUCUUUGCAAACAAUUUCAAGCCAUUCCUUUGAAGGUUUGAAAGGAGUCCAGAGGAUCUCAAUCCAGAACACAAGGAGUCUGAUGCACAUUGACAGAGGAGCAUUUAACAACCUCCCCAAACUUCGAUACUUGAGUAUUUCAAAUACUGGUAUUGCAGUUUUUCCUGAUGUCACUUCAGUCAGUUCACUUGAAUCUGAGUUUGUCUUGGAUAUAUGUGACAACAUCUUCCUUCUAGAAAUACCCACAAACGCUUUCACUGGAAUGUCAAAGGAAUAUGUUACAAUGAACCUGUACAACAAUGGCAUAAGAAAAAUACACGAGCAUGCCUUCAACAGAACAAAGAUAGAUAAGCUGGUAUUAAAAAAUAAUCGAAACCUUAGAGUGAUCCAUAAAGAUGCUUUCACAGGAGCCACGGGCCCUGGAGUCUUGGAUGUUUCUGCCACAGCUCUCACAAAGCUGCCAUCACAGGGACUGGAGUCAGUUCUAGUGUUGUUUGCUCUGUCCGCCUACACCUUGAAGAGUCUGCCUCCUCUGCAGGGACUGUGGAGUCUGCGAGAAGCUCAUCUCACCUACAACAGCCACUGCUGUGCACUGCUGAGCUGGAACACUCACAGAGACUUAUCAAUUAAUCCUGUGUGGAAUAACAGCUCUACAUCCUGUAUUGAGAGAGAUCCAGCCGGCAGGGUUCAGCCUGUAAUCGGAGGGUCAACAGACACAUCUCUACUUAUGGGCGUGCAGUAUUUCUCGGAAGGUGACCUGCUUGCUGAAGAUGAACCCUAUGGAGAUGUGAAUUUCCACUAUCCAGAACUGGACCUCUGCCAGACCACCCGCACUCUGGUUUGCACACCUGAGGCAGAUGCUUUCAACCCCUGUGAGGACAUCGCAGGUUUCAGUUUUCUCAGAGUAGCUAUUUGGUUCAUCAAUUUACUGGCUAUUACAGGUAAUCUGACAGUGCUGCUGGUCUUCUUCAGCAGCCGGAACAAGCUGACAGUACCUCGCUUCCUCAUGUGCCACCUGGCUUUUGCAGACCUUUGCAUUGGGGUCUACCUUCUGAUGAUAGCUACUGUAGACUUGCGGACUCGUGGUAGCUACAGUCAGCACGCCAUUGAAUGGCAGACAGGACCUGGUUGCAGUGCUGCUGGCUUCCUGUCAGUUUUUGGUGGGGAGCUGUCAGUUUACACACUUUCCACCAUCACCCUGGAGCGUUGGCACACCAUCACCAAUGCUAUGCAGGUAGAGCGGCACCUGGUUCUUAUGCAAGCUGCAGGCAUAAUGGCAGUAGGUUGGCUCAUCUGUCUGGGAAUGGGGAUACUGCCCUUGAUUGGUGUCAGUAGCUACACCAAAGUCAGCAUGUGCUUACCCAUGGACAUAGAGACUCCUUUGGCUCAGGCUUUUGUCAUAAUUAUCCUGCUCCUCAAUGUGGGCGCCUUCCUCAUUGUUUGCGUUUGCUAUGUGCUGAUCUACCUGGCUGUAAAAAAUCCUGACUUACCUAGAAGAAGUGCAGAGACCAGGAUCGCACAGCGCAUGGCGGUACUCAUCUUCACGGAUUUUCUGUGCAUGGCACCCAUCUCCUUCUUUGCCAUCUCUGCUGCUUUUAAGUUUCCCCUCAUCACAGUUACCAACUCCAAAAUUCUGCUGGUCCUCUUUUUUCCCAUCAAUUCCUGUGCCAAUCCCUUCCUCUAUGCUAUCUUCACUAAAGCUUUCAGAAAGGAUGCUUAUAAACUCAUGAGUACCAUAGGCUGCUGUGGAAACAAGGCUGCUCAGACAGAAAGGAAAUAGAAAAGAAAUGCAUGCAAAUUUUCAAUUCAUCAAAUAGUAAAUGUUUGUAUUACAUAUAUCAGCAUCAUAUAUAGUCUAAUACUAUGACUUACUCUUGAAAGUAGUCUGCUCCAUCAUCUUGUUUACUUCAUAUGUAAUUCAUUGUUGCAUGACUAUGCAAAAGGAUCCACUUUCAUAAGCAUAAGAAUGUAAGUGAGACUAGCCAUACAUACACAGUUAGAUCCAUAAUUUGGUGGACAAAGACCAGAAAAUUUUUUGACUUUGUUGCAUUUCCUGAUUAAGAAUUACAGAAAUUUCACUUCUCCAUUUUCAGAGGCUCAAAAACAAUCGGACAGUUGACUGACAAGCGAUUCAAUGACAAGUUGAUGCCUAUUUCCUUGUUAUUUCAUGACAAAUUAAAGUACUUAUACACAGAUUGAAUGCAUGGUUGAAUCUUGAUUUCAUAGCUUUUCACUGUCAUUUAAAAAAAUGAGGCCCAAAUUAAUGUAUAUGCAAAUGAGGGAGACUUAUGAUUUAAAUCAUGUUACAUUAUCAGUCAAACAUGGUGGAGGCAAUUUUAUCACUGUAUAACAUUGUAUGGCUGUCAGUGAGUCUGGAUCAGUUGAUGUAUCUGCUGAUAUAAGUAGUAGAAUGAACUGUUAAGUGUUCUUGGCUAUACUCUGUUCAGAUUCAACCAAAUGCUGCACAGCCAAUCAGACAGAGCUUCACACUACAGAUGGAUAAUGACCCAAAGCACACUGCACAAGCAAUCCAAGAGUUUCUCAAGGCAAAGAAAUGGGAUAUUCUUCAAUGGCCAAAUCAGCUUCUCACUUACUGAAGACAAAACUGAGAGACCCACAAACAAGGAGCAA
Messenger RNA from Oreochromis niloticus (Nile tilapia), 3763 nucleotides. RefSeq names its product luteinizing hormone/choriogonadotropin receptor (gene lhcgr). Gene Ontology annotation, molecular function: luteinizing hormone receptor activity; G protein-coupled peptide receptor activity; thyroid-stimulating hormone receptor activity. Gene Ontology annotation, biological process: ovulation cycle process; activation of adenylate cyclase activity; ovarian follicle development. Gene Ontology annotation, cellular component: plasma membrane. Lineage: Eukaryota; Metazoa; Chordata; Actinopteri; Cichliformes; Cichlidae. The transcript is spliced from 10 exons. The coding region runs from base 954 to 2912 and encodes 652 amino acids. The record is from RefSeq and is a predicted model, not a curated record.